AUGGCGGAGAAAGAAGUUCCUCUCACGGCCGUCAAGGUCGAGGCCUUGGUGGUGAUGAAAAUCAUCAAGCACGGCUCGCAAUCUUUCCCCACGACUGCGACCGGUUCGAUUGUUGGUAUGGAUGUCAACGGCACCCUGGAGAUCACCAACUCGUUCCCUUUCCCCGUCGUUGAGAUGCCCGCCGAGUCGCACUUCGACAACGCCGCCCCCAACCCGGCCGCCGCUGCUCCCCGUGCGAAGGCCAACGCCGUCUACCAGGCCGAGAUGGUCCGGAUGCUUCGCGAGGUCAACGUUGACGCCCAGAACGUCGGAUGGUACACCAGCGCCAACAUGGGCAACUUUGUCAACAUGAACGUGAUCGAAAACCAGUUCUUUUACCAGAAGGAGAUGAACGAGCGUACAGUCGCCUUGGUGCACGAUGUCAGCCGUAGCGCCCAGGGAAGCCUGAGCCUGCGUGCCUUCCGCCUGUCUCCCAAGUUCAUGACUGCUUUCAAGGAGAACAAGUUCACCUCCGAGGAGCUCCAAAAGUCCAACCUCAGAUACCAGGACAUCUUCGUCGAACUUCCCGUUGAGAUCCACAACUCCCACCUGAUCACCUCUUUCGUCCACCAGCUUCAGUCCCCCAUCCAGUCCGCCCCCACGGAUCUCCCCGCCUCUUUGUCUGCUCUGGAGUCUGGACCCUUCGCCAAGUCCUCCGUGCUGGCCCCCAACUUCGACAACCUCUCCCUCAGCAUCGAUCCUUUCUUGGAGAAGAACUGCGACCUUCUGCUCGACAGCAUCGAGGUCCACCACACCGAGACCAACAACUUCCAGUACUACCAGCGCUCGCUUGCCCGUGAGCAGGCCAAGAUCACUGCCUGGCAAAACAAGCGCAAGACCGAGAACGCCAACCGUGCGACUCUCAAGCAGCCCCUCCUCCCCGAGGACGAGUGGCAGCGGCUGUUCAAGCUCCCUCAGGAGCCCAGCCGUCUGGACAGCAUGCUGAACAGCCGCCAGGUCGAGCAGUACGCCCGCCAGGUGGACAGCUUCGUUGCCUCCACGACGGGCAAGAUGUUUGCUGUCAAGGGUAACCUUCUGCCGGGAGAGACCGCCAAAUAG
Messenger RNA from Aspergillus fijiensis CBS 313.89, 1098 nucleotides. RefSeq names its product putative eukaryotic translation initiation factor 3 subunit EifCh. The transcript is spliced from 4 exons. Gene Ontology annotation, cellular component: eukaryotic 43S preinitiation complex; cytoplasm; eukaryotic translation initiation factor 3 complex. Gene Ontology annotation, molecular function: translation initiation factor activity; metallopeptidase activity; protein binding. NCBI's taxonomy places the organism in Eukaryota, Fungi, Ascomycota, Eurotiomycetes, Eurotiales, Aspergillaceae. The coding region runs from base 1 to 1098 and encodes 365 amino acids. The record is from RefSeq and is a predicted model, not a curated record.